AACGUAUGUUUGAGUUUGCCUAAGGAGAGCAUUUGUUUUGCUUUUCGAACAUUUGUUAACAUUUGAGAAUAGAAUCUACAGAAUGAAAUGUGUAAUGUAGAUAUGAUUAUGGUUGUCAAUUAUGAGAUAUAAAGGCCAAGAAUACGUAACACUAGUUUUACUGGCUGCUGUUAUAUACUUUUAUAUUUCAUGGAAGAACAGAUCGAUACUAGUUCCGAAUGUAUACACAGUUCCGAAUGUAUACACAGUCAAAGAUAAAAAGAUGAUAAGAGUAUGUAGACGUGAUGAUCUGUAUGCAUAUUCAGCGGUAGCAAAGCCGAGUGCAGACUGGACAAAGUACAUCUCAAUUAUCAUAACAUCCUGGUGUAAAAGAACGAAGACACAGUUUAACUGCUUUUUCGACCCUUCAAAUAAAACUGUUCAAACAGUUAAAGCUACUUCUAAGAAAAUUCCUUCAAUUUAUCGAGCAAAAUUGGUUGCAUGUCAGUAUGAAUGCAAGUUAGAAAAUACCUUCCAACAAAUAAAAGGCUAUGUCAGCGAAGUCGGCCUUAGUCCAUUAAAUGAUAUCCAGGCAGACACUUGUCCACAAAUAACCAAAGUUGUAUAUCCAACCAGACAUGCCGGUAAGAUGGCUAUAUGUUCUAAAAUGGCCUAUGGUACAAAGAAGGCAAUACAUUUGAUUGAAUGGUUUGAAUACAAUCGACUGAUGGGUGUAGAUCGAAUCAUAACAAUGGUCCAGUUGAUAAAUAGAGAUGCAUUUCAAGUGCUAAAAUACUACAAGGAAAAAGGAGUGUUAGACAUGGACCUUUUUCCCUCGCCAUUGCCAGGAGAAAGCACAAGUAUGUCUUCGAUAGAAUAUGAAUGUAUACAUUAUUAUUUUCACCAUUAUAUAAAUUAUAUAUAUCAUGCUUCCGCAAAUAUGCAAAUUUAA
Molecule: messenger RNA, 931 nt
Organism: Mytilus californianus (California mussel)
Lineage: Eukaryota; Metazoa; Mollusca; Bivalvia; Mytilida; Mytilidae
Exons: 5
Coding region: 122-931 (269 amino acids)
Source: RefSeq, a predicted model, not a curated record